Messenger RNA from Cimex lectularius (bed bug), 4293 nucleotides. RefSeq names its product arf-GAP with Rho-GAP domain, ANK repeat and PH domain-containing protein 1 (gene RhoGAP15B). The coding region runs from base 430 to 3837 and encodes 1135 amino acids. The transcript is spliced from 11 exons. The record is from RefSeq and is a predicted model, not a curated record. NCBI's taxonomy places the organism in Eukaryota, Metazoa, Arthropoda, Insecta, Hemiptera, Cimicidae. Gene Ontology annotation, biological process: signal transduction.
CGAUACCGUGUUAGUUUAUUUGUUGAGUUGACAGUUUGACACCAUUAUUAUUAAUGACAUUCUUAUUGUAUCAGUAGACUUGCUCAGCGUGGUUCGUUUACAUUAUUCGUGACUCAUUCCCAUAUACGAAGAGUCGUUACCAUUGUCAGGAAUACCGUAUCGAGUAAGUCUCGUUGUUUUAUCUCUGAGACUUUUCCCUUUUACUUUAUCAUUGCAAACAGUUUUCAGGGUAAUUCUCUUCUUAGGAACGUUCGUCGGAUUAGAAAGUCAGUGACUCAAAAUGGUUAGGAAGAGAUUCUCGAUGAAAGGUACUUUGGCGAAGAGGGCUUUGAAGUGUGUCGUAGUCGGGGCGUUGGUCGUUUUGGUGUUCCUUUGAUUUCUCCCGAGCCCGGGUGCGUAGUUCGCCUCUGAAAUCGUCCCGCGAGAAGGAUGGCCGAAGGCGGUGCGCAGAUCCCGCAGCCGCGUCCGAGGGCGGCCAGGACUCCGGUGCCUCUACCCAGAGUCUCUCUCGCCACGCCCCGAGUCCCAGAAAGGAAAGAGAGCGUCGAGACCAAACUGCAACACUCCAAAUCCUUCAACAACACGAGCAGCUUGAAAAAAAGCUUGAAGAGGGUGAGGAGCAACGUACAGGAAAAGAGCAACGCUGUUUUCGAGUCAACGAGAAACUCCGUCAGGAAUAUCCUGCCUAAGAGACAGUCCGCUUCGGAUGUACUAGGGACAAAGGAAAGCGAAAAAGAGAAUUUGCAAGAGGAUAAACGUUCCCAGUCCCUUCCUCCAGAUGAUCUGUUUCAAUCUAUUAAAUUUGGAUCGCCUUUGGCUUCGGAAGAUUUAUACGAGGAGAAUGACAUUACAUCCGUACCCCCUCCUUCUUACCCACCUCCGCCUUUACCAGAUGAGUCCUUUUAUGAUCAUAUUCAAUCGGCCCGUUCGAGUGUUUGUACAUCGCCUACUACAGUCCCAGAGAGGCCUUAUUACGAAGAAGUUCCCGCGUUCAAAAAAUCUUCAAACGAAGACAUCUCAGAAGUCUCAUCGAGUUGUGGUGCCGUCUCCCUCCAAGAGCUCGGACUUGAAAAGACUACAAGAUCGAAUUCGUGGAAUUUUUAUGAAUCUGCUCACGGGUCGAAUCUGUUUAAAGUUCCAGGCCCACUGUAUGAAAACGUUGCAAUCGAUGACAGUUACACUUUAAAAUCUGAAAAUAUAUACUCAGACGAGCCGAAUUCGCAUGGUGUGGUUCAUAAAUCUAAGGCCACAGUGACAAUUUUGCCAGAUGAAGUUGAUGGGGCUGUCUCGAUGAAACUAAGACCUCACGAAUAUGAAAAUUGUCUCGUGACUGUCCCUUGCGUCCUGUCGGGAGGCAGCAGUGUUGAUUCAGAUGAAAUGAACCCAAAAACGUCUGUUAUGGAUAAGAACGUUAUUUAUGAAUUUGAUCCAUUGUUUGAAGAGAGAAAAAAGCAAAAAGCCCAGGCUGAAAGGGAAAUGAAAGAAGAACAUAAAGUGAAAGAAGAAGCCGAACUUGAUCCAGAUGUAGACAUAUAUAACAUUCCGACGCCACCACAAAGAGUGGACUCUUUGAAAGAAAUUGAAGACCAGUCGGUUCCGAAUGAUGUCGAAUAUUUUCUUUACCACAGGGUGGCAGGAGAAAGUAAUUUUUUAGUUGUCGAUGAAGUGCCCAAAGGUGCUUCAUGUCAAAAAGAAGGAAGCAAACUGAGCAAUUUGGUUCAAUGGACUAAUGUAAAAAAGGUUUUAAACAAAAUGGUCCCAGAUUCAGCACCCUGGACACCUGGGCUUUCCAGGAAAAAUUCCAGAGCAAAGGAAGUCAGCCAGAAACUCAUGUUAUCUCAGUCACCACAUCACGGUUUCAUCCUUCGCUCAUUAUCAAAUGGCGAUAAGCCGAAAGAUUUCAGCCAAAAGUGGUGCCAACUUGGUGAAGGAAAACUGACUUUGGCACAGGAUAAAACAUCAUCAAGUAAAGAAGUUAUUCCUUUAGAGAACAUUCUCAGCAUACAUAAUUUACUCGAUCCCAAGAUUUGCUCUAAUGAUGACAAUGCAGUGCAUUGUUGGGAAGUGAGUGUCAGCGGGAAGACGAAGCCGUACGUCUUUGGGGCUUCAUCAUCUGCCGAUUCAAAAAUGUGGAUGAGGAAGCUUUUAGAGAGCCUGACCAACGUUUUUCCUUUAAAACUAUCAGCAGAAUUUUGCCGAGCAGGACAAUGCUUUCUUAAGGAGGGAAUAACGGAUGACUGGACAGGUGCUUGGAUCCUCCUUGCAAAACGAGUUUUGUAUUAUUGCCAAAUGAAAGAAAGAAUGAAAGAAGUAGAUUUAAGAAAAACACGGCUUGUUGCUUUACAAGCAGAUGAUGGGAGCUGUAAGCUUGUCAGCGAACAAGGCGCUUAUAUUCAGGUACACACUGUAGAUAAAGUUCUUUAUCUCCAAAUGGAUAACAUAAGGGAAACUAAAGCCUGGAGGCAGGCUAUUAAAAUGGCUGCAAUGGAAAAUGGACCGAGCCUUUAUGAACAACAGCUUACAAAAGAUGAUGUUCCGGUCGUCGUAGAUAAAUGCUUAAGUUUUGUCUACGCUCAUGGGAGUAUGUCAGAGGGAAUCUACCGGAGAAGUGGAGGAAAUAGUAACGUGACCAGAUUGACUGCUGAAAUGAGGGCUGAUGCCUGGGCUGUUCAACUCAGCAGACAAGAAUAUACCGAACAUGAUGUAGCGAGUGUAUUAAAGAGGUUCUUUCAUGAACUUUCCGACACGCUUCUAACAAGCCUGCUGCACAAAUAUUUUUGCAAAGCUGGAAGUUCAAAAUGUAGUAAGAAUGAAAAAAUUGCCAUGUACAGGACGAUAUUGGAAAAAUUGCCUAGAAUAAAUUAUGUGACGUCGAGAAGGCUUUUCGGUCAUUUUUCUUUUAUUGCCGAACAGGCCGAUUUGAAUAAAAUGCCGUCAGAAAAUUUAGCUGCAAUCUGGGCCCCGACGCUAAUGGGAAUUGAGGGUAAAAGAGGAGUUGAGUGGAGGAAAAAGGAAUGUGAAGUGAUAAAAGAUCUAAUUGAAAACUACAAAGCUGUUUUCUUGGUCGAUUGUGAGGAGAUUGACAGGGAACAGAGAAUAUUAAGCGUGCUCAGGAUGGUCCAGAAAACUUCAACAAAUUUACCACCACCGAAGCCAUCCGGUGACCUCAAGAUUUCAAUUUUUCUAAGAUCAAAGCAUGGUGAAAGUGUCUCCGUUGUGGUUGGUCCUGGUUUAAAAGCAGGCCAGAUUUGUUCAAUGCUUGCGCCAAGGACGGAAUACGCAUCGCAUGAACUUUGCCUUCACGAGAUGGUACUCGGAGGUGCUCUUUCAAGGCCUAUCCAUCAUUCAGAAAAAGUUUUGGACAUAGCAUUAAAAUGGGCAUAUUGGGAUGCAACUGAUUGCAGGGAAAAUUACUUUCUUUUAGCCCUUAAUAGUGUUUAUAGAGAAAUUAUGCCAUUGGCACAUACUCCUAUGUCCAAAUGUGGCGAUCUUAAAUUUGCCGACCAGAAAACUAAAUCGUUUAAAACGUUUACAUUUGAGUUUAGCAAAGCAAAAUUGAAAUAUUACAAAGACAAAGCAUGUUCAGUAAAAAUUAAUGAAUGGCGGAUUGAAGAUAUAACUUGGUACAUUGGACAUGAACCAAAAAGAAAUCCACAAAUGAGAUGGGCCAUCACAUUUAUUUAUAAAAAUGAUGAAGUAAAAAGGUCAAAGGACCGACCUUUUUUCGGUAAUACAAUAGCUGGCUCUUCAAAGGAAGAACAAAUACAAUGGAUGUCCGCUCUGAUACUCGGCCAAUAUCAGUAUACCGAUCUUAUUUCCAAACCUAACCUAAUUUGACUCGAGGGGGGUCGAUAAAUUGAUUUAAAAAGUUUCAAGAGCUUAGUACAUUUUAUAGUUAAUCGACCGAUUUUGCUGUCGAAAUUUACAAAAUUACCACGACUAGUCACUAUUGACUUUAAACAAUUGGUAGAAUCCAGAGUUUCAAAAUACUAUGCAUUUAUGCGUUACCAUUUUAUAUAAAUGAAUUUUAGUACUUAAAUUCAGAGAGAUUAAGAGGCUUCGCAUCUGAUGGUACAUAUAUAAUUAUAUAUAUAAAGAAUACAGUUUAAAAAAAAAUUCAGAAGGGGUAGACAUUAAUAGAGAUAGUUCUCAAGAAUAACAUGCAUUUAGUACUAGAUGGAUUAUUUAAAAUGAGUGAGAACAAAUAGGUAAGAAUUAUGAGAAAAUAAUUUAUAUAUUCUUUAGAUUUUAUAUUAAUUGUUAAAUUUAUUAGUAAUACACUUUAUUAAAAGC